Molecule: messenger RNA, 4961 nt
Organism: Phycodurus eques (leafy seadragon)
Lineage: Eukaryota; Metazoa; Chordata; Actinopteri; Syngnathiformes; Syngnathidae
Gene: cerk
Product: ceramide kinase
Exons: 15
Coding region: 67-1701 (544 amino acids)
Molecular function (GO): kinase activity
Source: RefSeq, a predicted model, not a curated record
ACCGCAUGUAGGCCUACAGAGUGAGCUCAGUCUGUUAUGGUGGCAGCUACAAAACUUGACUAAAUAAUGGAUAUUCAGUAUAUAGUGUUGUUGUCAGACCUAUUCCACAAGCACGGGGAGAUAACGGUGACUCUUUAUCAGGACUUUCUGGUGUGGAAGGACAUUGGGAAGAACUUGAAGGGAAGUUCUGGCAGCGUUUCCCCAACAGCUCACAGCCACACGGUUCACGUGCGUGAAAUCGUGGCCGUGCACAAGACGGACACGAGCGACCCGACGAAGGCAAUAAAACACCUCCAGCUCAAUCCGCACGCAUUUACAGUUUUUUACGUGAGCAGGAUGACGCAGCAUCAGUGGCAAUGCGGCCACAUCACCUUUUACUCGGACAACCUGGGACUUUGCCAGCAAUGGAUUCAAACCAUCAAUGAUCAACUGUCAACACAAACCAAUCGGCCCAAGAGCCUGCUGGUGUACAUCAAUCCCUACGGCGGGAAGCGGCAGGGGAAGCACAUUUACGAUCAGAAGGUGGCGCCACUGUUUUCCCGAGCCUGCAUCGCCACGGACGUGAUUGUUACAGAACGAGCCAAUCAUGCCAGAGAUCACUUGAAAACAGAAGCAAAUCUAGAUAAAUAUGAUGGAGUGGUGUGUGUGGGCGGGGACGGGAUGUUCAGCGAGAUUCUGCACGGUCUGGUCACCAGGACCCAAUCGGAGCACGGCAUAGACCCGAACCAGCCUGACGCCCAUUUGGCGCCGUGUUCCCUCCGCAUCGGCAUCAUCCCUGCAGGCUCCACCGAUUGUAUCUGCUUUGCUACAGUGGGAACCAACGAUGCGGUUACAUCCGCCUUGCACAUCAUCGUAGGUGACUCCCAACCCAUGGACGUGUGCUCAGUGCACCACAAUGACACGUUCCUCAGAUAUUCCGUGUCGUUGUUGGGUUACGGCUUCUACGCCGACGUUCAGACUGACAGCGAGAGGCAGCGAUGGCUGGGCCCGGCUCGCUAUGACCUGUCAGGAGUAAAGACCUUUCUGAGUCACAACUAUUAUGAAGGCACCGUCUCGUUCGUUCCGGCUGAGGACAAUGUGGGGAACCCCAGGGACAAGGAGCAAUGUCGGGCUGGGUGCCGCGUCUGCCAGCGCAAGACCUCGUUACAGCAGCCGCACGACGACAAACCGUCGCACACAGGCAGUGACACUUGGACCGAGAUACGCGGGAAAUUCAUCGCCAUCAACGCUGCCAACAUGAGCUGCGCGUGUCCCCGCAGUCCGCAGGGCCUGUCGCCCUCCGCCCACCUGGCCGACGGCACCGCCGACCUCAUCCUGGUGCGCAAGUGCUCCCGCUUGGACUUCUUCAAACACCUCCUGCGGCACACCAACAAGGAAGACCAGUUCGACCACUCAUUUGUGGAGGUCCACCGGGUGCGCAGGUUCCGCUUUCAGCCCCGCCACAAUGAGCCGGUCUCACUGGAGGACCUGAGUGAGCCCCAGAAGAAAGUGGACCUGAGUCCCUGUUGCUCCAGAUGCCACUACGCCAGCUGCACCUGCAGCCGCUGGACAUGUGACGGCGAGAUCCUUCCCCACGUCGCCAUCCAAGUCAGUGUCCAGUGCCAGCUGAUCAGACUGUUUGCCCGUGGGAUCGAGGAGAAGAAUCAGAACCAGAGUCCACCGUGGCUUCUGGAAGCAGGAGCACAUCGAUCUGUGGACUGAAAGCUGGGCAGGAUGGAACUUUGGCGGAGUAAUUCAUAUCUGAUCCAGGCUUCAAGGAGCCACGAGAGAUGAUGAAGGCUAAUCGUAAAAACAACCCAGGAGAUGCAGAUACAUUUGAAAGACUCGCUGAGGCUUUAAUGCUAAUUCCCUUUCUUUUUUUUUUUGACGAUGACAAAAUAAUGUUUUCAUCUGUGACCCAGGUGAGAGCAGAUGUGAGUCAGGGGGACCUUUUGAAAAGAGCCCAUCUAAUACACUAACAGGACCCUGAUGAUGUAUUAUGGGUAAUAAGGCAAAGUGGUUGCUAAGUGGUGUGGUGUGUCUCAGCACUGCUGCGACACACCUGUGGCUCCGCUUCGGCUAAAAGCGAAGCGCUCACUCGCUCGGCGGAGAUUAGGCCAAAUUAGAUAUUUUUCCGUCAUUAGAGACUUUUUGCUCAGAUGGGCUCCGAUGUCAAGCCAGUCUUGAUGUCUCUGAAGAAAGGUCACAGAAGAUUUGGGAAAUAUUUUUUUAAAUCAGGGAUAUUUAUGCUACUGCAUUUUCAGCCUGUAUAUCACAUGAUGCGGGUGCCUCAACCAAUCAGUGGACAUCAGUGACUAGCUCCACUUCAGGGUUCCAAAAAGGUUUAAAUGUGUGUUCUUUUGGUUUGGGCAAUGGAAAUGAAGUGUUCUACCAUGGAGUCCACUGACUCCUAUUGUAGAAGUUUCCCAUCAGAAUGAAUGACCGCCAGCUUCUGCACUUAGUUCAAGGUUCUUAGGAGCAAUCAACAGACAGCAGUGCGUCGAGCUCCACCCUUUAGGUUCCAUAGUGCAGUUGGUACCCCAAUGAAAGUCUUGUGAGUAUGGUAACAAUUUGCUAUUUUGGUUUGGAAAUGUAAAUGUAAUAAUAAAGUCUAUCUAGCGCGUGAGAAGAUGCCUGAGGAAUGGAGGAAAAGUGUGCUGGUGCCCAUUUUUAAGAACAAGGGUGAUGUGCAGAGCUGUGGGAACUAUAGAGGAAUAAAGUUGAUGAGCCACACAAUGAAGUUAUGGGAAAGAGUAAUGGAGGCUAGACUCAGGACAGAAGUGAGUAUUUGCGAGCAACAGUAUGGUUCCAUGCCUAGAAAGAUCCCUCAUUUGCCUUGAGGAUUGUUGAUGGAAAAGUACAGAGAAGGUCAGAAGGCGCUACAUUGUGUCUUUAUAGAUCUAGAGAAAGCCUAUGACAGAGUACCCAGAGAGGAACUAUGGUACUGCUUGCGGAAGUGUGGAGUGGCAGAGAAGUAUGUUAGAAUAAUACAGGACAUGUACAAGGGCAGCAGAACAGCGGUGAGGUGUGCUGUAGGUCUGACAGAAGAAUUUAAGGUGGAGGUGGGACUGCAUCAGGGACCAGCCCUGAGCCCCUUCCUGUUUGCAGUGGUGACGGAUAGGCUCACAGAUGAGGUUAGACUGGAAUCCCCGUGGACCAGGAUGUUUGCAGAUGACAUUGUGAUCUGCAGUGAAAGCAGGGAGCAGUUAGAAAGAUGGAGGCAUGCACUGGAAAGAAGAGGAAUGAAGAUUAGCCGAAUUAAAACGGAAUAUAUGUGCAUGAAUGAGAGGGGUGGUGGGGGAAGAGUGAGGCUACAGGGAGAAGAGAUAGCAAGGAUGGAGGACUUUAAAUACUUGGGGUCAACCAUCCAGAGCAAUGGUGAGUGUGGUCAGGAAGUGAAGAAACGGGUCCAAGCAGGUUGGAACGGGCAGAGGAAGGUGUCAGGUGUGUUAUGUGACAGAAGAGUCUCUGCUUGGAUGAAGGGCAAUGUUUAUAAAACAGUGGUGAGGGCAGCCAUGAUGUACGGAUUAGAGACAGUGGCACUGAAGAGACAACAGGAAGCAGAGCUGGAGGUGGCGGAAAUAAAUAUGUUGAGGUUCACUCUCGGUGUGACCGGGAUGGAUCAAAUUAGAAAUGAGCUCAUCAGAAGGACGGCCAAGGUUCGAUGUUUUGGAGACAAAGUUAGAGAGAGCCGACAUUGAUGGUUUGGACACGUCCAGAGGAGAAAUUGUGUGUAUAUUGGUAGAAGAAUGAUGAGGAUGGAGCUGCCAGGCCAGACAGCUCGAGGAAGACCAAAGAGAAGGUUGAUGGAUGUCGUGAGGGAAGACAGGAGGGCAGUUGGUGUUCAAGAGGAGGAUGCAGGAGAUAGGCUUACAUGAAAAAGGAUGACGCGCUGUGGCGACCCCGAAAGGGACAAGACGAAAGCCCCAACUCUGAUGUCCAGACCUCCUCCAUGUGAACUUCAGGAAAGAAGAACAUCAGUCUUGGCACGAAGAUGGCUUCGGCCGUGUCCCAAAUCAUCAGUCUCCGAAUCCGUCUCGAGAACUUGGAAUGACGUCAAAGCCAGCCGCUGGUUCGAAGUCAUCGAAGGAAAGGACGACGACAUCAUUUGCACCUAACACCAGGGGUCACCGAGCCGAAGCCCCUUCUGCAACAUCCAUGAUGACGUCCAGGUCCGCAUUGGCCUGGGCUCUGCUGCCUUCGGAAGGCUUAGUUCCGGAGUUCCUGGAGCAGGAACCUCAGCAUCUCCACCAAAGCAGCUGUGUACAAGGCAGUUUGCCUGAUGGCCACACCUGGAGUUCUACCUGCUCCCAGGGAAUUGCUCACCUUCAGCAGCUGGCCACAGGUGCUGUACGGCUCACACCCUCCACUGCCGCCUACCUCUGUCCCUCAUGUGGCCAGACCUGUGAAUGCCGCAAUUGCCUGUACAGCCACAUGGCUAUGCACUACCACAGUACACCGAAAACAAAUCUAAAUUCCUGGUGAUUAUUGACCAAGCCCAUUCUUUUUCUCUCUCUUUCUCUCUCUCUCUCUCUAUACAUAUAUCUAUAUAUACAUAUACACACAUAACACACACACAUCAUUUUUCACAAUCACAAUGUCCCAUCCCUGGGCAACUUUCUAGAACAGCCAUGGGGCCGACUGUGGUUCUUGAGGCUACAUGGCGCCUGUGGGCACUACGUUGGUGACCCACCUACAGCAAAGAGUUGUUUAGAAAAAUCGACUUAUGGCUUUUCUUUUUUCAGAAUAAACAGGUUGUAAUACAUUAUCAUGUUAACAGAGGUUUCUGGUUGAAAACUUGUUUCGCUUUUGUCAGGACAGAAAUGCUUCUUCAACGUUUUAAUUGGCUAUGUUCAAUGAGAGAUUUUUAGCAUUUCUGUCAGUUAUUACACACAUUAAUUUGAUUUCAUAUACUGGUACUGUAUAGUUACACCCUGUAGUUGUACAUUAACUUGGUUGCUUGACUUUUCUGGAGAUCAAUA